AUGGAGCACUGGGACGAUCUUUCGUUAUUUGGAUUUUUGGUAUAUAUCGAACUUGCAGAACCUAGCUCUAGUUCUGAAGAAGAAGAUGGACAGCCACCAUCCUUGUCAUCUUUUGGUUAUCAUUUUGAUGCUGAUGGCGUAAUGAGAGAUGAGGGUGGAGAGACGUUCAAGUUUAUUGACCAAAAAAGCUAUGAAGAAAUUGGUCAUGCUGUAAGCGAAGAAAUAUAUCGAAUUAUGGAGAAAUCACCCUACAAUAUGAACAGACAAUAUCUGAACUGUAAGGAUAAAAAAAGAAGUGCGUUCAUAUUUGUGAGUUCAAAUUGGAAUAAGAAAAAGUAUCUUGUUGUUCUCAUACAUGGUAGUGGUGCUGUUCGUGCAGGGCAAUGGAGCAGGAGGCUGAUAAUGAAUGAAAACUUAAACGUAGGCUCACAGUUACCAUAUUUGGUAAUGUGCAACAAUAGAGAUUGGGGAGUCGUUGUGCUGAACACCAAUAUGAACCAUUACAAGGCUACUGAUGGUUCUCUUCUUCCUCUUCCAGAAAGUGCAACGGCAAUUGAACAUGGUAUGACUGUAUGGAGAACAUAUAUCGCUAAAGCAGAGGCAAUCUCAAUUGCAGUAAUUGCUCAUAGUGCAGGUGGUACGGUUAUUGCGGGCAUUAUGGAAAAUUACUGGAAAAUGGCAUGGAUGAAAAAGUUGAAAUGUAUAUGUCUAACGGAUGCUUUAUUCACAUUGCCAUCCGUGGCUGAAAUGGAUUGGGUACCAAUUAUACAGGAUUGGCGAGCGUCAUCAGAAACUGUGAGAUUGAUGCUUCAAAUAAUUUUGGAAUUAUCAGUUGAGUCCGCAAGCUUUGGUCUACAUUUACAUGUUUUAGAUACUGAAAACAUGAUGAGACCCGGUGAGCUCGUUUCAAAUUGGAUGCAUGCAGAGGAAAUUCGAUGCUACGUAGAGAUUGGCGAUUUGGUUGAGUUUCAGCGAGUGAUUGGUCAUGCAAAACGGCGUAUUUACACACACUGGGGAGUAUUCAUUGGUUUUCAAGAUCGAGAAGCAUACAUUGCUCAUACAGGAACAGAUUUUGGAGAUUUCGGUAAUAGGUUUGGUGAUGAGUCUGCUGAGUCAUUGAUUGAUAUCAAAACAAAGGUUUCUCGUAGUAAUCUUAUACAGGUUCGCCGUGAAGAAUUAAGCUCUGUCGCUCGAGGUGAUAAAUGCCGAAUAAAUAAUUCGUUAGAUAAAGAAAAAUGCCCUUUCCCGCCUGCUGUUGUGGUCGAUCGUGCUAUACUGAUGCUUGGGAAUACUAACUACAAUUUGCUUCUGAAUAAUUGUGAGCAUUUCGCCAAGUACUGCAGAUAUGGUUUAAGAGAAAGUGAUCAGGCAGCACUUGUAAGUACCAUAAUUAUAGCCUCAGCUACAUUCUGCAUAACAGGUUCACUUACAGUUGCAGCAGUUGUAGGCACCUUAAGCUACACAUUUAAUCAUUUUCGACGUGAGAUAAGAUUACCAGCUUCUUUUGAUAAGUAA
Molecule: messenger RNA, 1515 nt
Organism: Thelazia callipaeda (thelaziosis nematode)
Lineage: Eukaryota; Metazoa; Nematoda; Chromadorea; Rhabditida; Thelaziidae
Source: the annotation of a GenBank genome assembly